Molecule: messenger RNA, 2135 nt
Organism: Dunckerocampus dactyliophorus (ringed pipefish)
Lineage: Eukaryota; Metazoa; Chordata; Actinopteri; Syngnathiformes; Syngnathidae
Product: protein SSUH2 homolog
Exons: 12
Coding region: 128-1198 (356 amino acids)
Source: RefSeq, a predicted model, not a curated record
GUAUUUAACGGAAGCGGGGUGUGUGAAUAGCGCUGUACAUGUCCAGUGGCACCGUACUGCGAUGGAAACUAACGGUUUGACUUGCACGAAAUCUCAGCAAAUUUGAGCGUGAUCAAACCUGACCAGGAUGAACAGCGCAGCCGUGUACCCACCUGCUGCCACCCACCCUGACAACAUGUUCAGCAACAUGCCAGGCUACGAAGGCAUGGGUCAAGGCGGAGGAGGUUUCCUGCCCCCUCCCAUUCCCGCGCAGCCUAUCGCCCCGCCCCAACCUUCCCCUGAGCCCGAAGAUUGGAGUAUUCCGUCCUUGUCCGAGGAUGCGGCACGCGAGGCGUUUAAGAGCUACGUGGCGUCCAACUGCUGCUACAGUAAAGCACCCGCCAACGAUGGCGUCAUCACACAAAUGGAGCCCUUUAACACAUACAGGUACCGUCUGGAGACUUACACUGAGUCAAGGUCGACUGAGUGGGCCCACAAACCUCAUGAAGGCGAGGCGGCAGACUUCUACACACAGACGGCCCCCCGGCCCUGGGAGAUCCAAGCCACGUCCCCCAGCCUCUUCACCAAUCACUCCGAGGAGAUCCGUGUGCCCUACACCUCCUCCAUUAAGGACUGCCACGACUGCAAUGGCACAGGGAAGAAGGCUUGUGAUGACUGCCAUGGGAGUGGAUAUAAAGCGUGCAGGAUGUGUAAUGGCUCUGGCAGCAAUAAUGAUAUGAGCUGCAAUCAUUGUGAUGCUACAGGCAGAGACAGGUGCACAGCAUGUAAUGCUAAUGGCACCAAGGAGUGUGACACGUGUAAAGGAAAGCGCCAACUGCUUACCUACAUCAAGCUGAAAGUGGAGUGGACUAACCAUGUGGAGGAUCACGUGGUGGAGCAGAAUUGUGGUUUGAAGAUCGAUGACCUGCGCUCAGUGAGCGGGAAGGAGCUGUUCAAGAACAGCCACUACCUGGUGUAUCCACUACUUGGCUUCCCAAAUCCAGCUAUCUCAGAGGCCUCUGAGCGUCUGAUCCGGGAGCAACAGAGCAAGUACGCCCAGACCUCCAGGAUCCUUCAGCAGAGGCAGACCGUAGAGUUGAUCCCCAUCACCAAAGUCAGCUACAAGUGGAAAGGCGACUCUCACGUCUACUAUGUGUACGGCAACGAGCAGCAAGUCAGUGCCAACUACCCUGCCACCUGCUGCUGUGUCAUCCUGUAGACACAGGAAGUGCUUCUUCUUUAUUUCCUGUUUGCUUUCUUCAUCUCUCAGUGGAAAUCCCCAAACAUUAAAAAGUAGUCAAAUUGUCAAACCAUGGCCAUCAUGAAAGCUUUGUUCAGUGUACAGGCAAUGUUUUAAACCACUUCUUAACAUAAGUGUGACAAAACGUGAAGCAGUAUUAAUUGUAUGUUCACUUUGUGAAGAUACAUGGGGUGAUGCUGGAGUCUUUCUGCUUUAAAUGUGAGUCUGCUUACUCAACUUUAGUUUUGAUUCCACUGUAGUCCAAAGGCAUCACUUAAAACCACUUUACGUUUUAAUGUGUCUGUUGGUGUCUGAAACUGAAAUGUUGAUUUUGCUAUUUUGUCAACGAUGUUCUGCUCAGUCUACCUUGUAGCUGUUUUGACAUGAUUUGACUUUUGUAUUUGUCUUUGCCUGAAAUGUAAGUGUCAUAUGUUGUCGCUGUGUACACACCAGGCAGCACAGAGUACCUCACACACUAAGCAAAAGUUUGAAGUUAUAAUGCGACAGCUAGUGUCAGCCUUACACUUAAUAUGUAGUGUCAGAAACACUAAUCUUUGACAUUUUACCUCGUUUUGGGGCCAACAUUUUUCAGUAAAUUUGAGGUAUUGUUAAUAACCACGAUGGAAUGACUGUGUCACGUUUGCCUUUGUCGGAAGACAGUGAAUGUGUGCAUAAUUAUCACAAUGUCCCGAUCCCAUUAUGUCAUUCAGUGUCUUGUUUUAUGGUUCAUUAAAUGUUACUAAAAUGUGACCCAGCAGGUCAUAUUUGUGACCACAGGUAACAUGAACACAAGCUAGCCUUCAGGAACAACCAGUUGUCUUGUCUUUGUUUAAACAACUUUUUAUUUUUUACAGUAUACAAUUCAAGUAUGAAACAUAGCUGUACAUGCAUUUCUAUGAAUAAACAGACAGCAUUA